This is a messenger RNA of Solanum dulcamara, 2139 nucleotides long. RefSeq names its product dicarboxylate transporter 1, chloroplastic. Gene Ontology annotation, cellular component: membrane. Bases 201 to 1865 code for a protein of 554 amino acids. The transcript is spliced from 3 exons. Lineage: Eukaryota; Viridiplantae; Streptophyta; Magnoliopsida; Solanales; Solanaceae. Gene Ontology annotation, molecular function: transmembrane transporter activity. Gene Ontology annotation, biological process: transmembrane transport. The record is from RefSeq and is a predicted model, not a curated record.
GAGACGGAGUACACUAUGCGACACAACAGAGAAGAGACAAAAUCAAGCUGGCCCUGUCUUUUGCCGUAUAUUCCAAACCCCAUCACAGCCGUCAGAUUUCUAAUUCAACGGCUGAGAUUCACCCCACAGAUUUCUAUUUCUGCCAGAUUUUCUCUUCUCAGUUGAACAGAUCUCUCUGAACCCACUUCGCCAUCAGAAAGAUGGCUUCUUUGGCCCUCACAUCCGCCGUCAACCUCCGUCUCCGGCCAACCCCAUCUCAAAAACCACGCAUUUCCAUCACCCAAUCCCUUCAAUUCACUCAAACAUCACAAAAAACCAUAAAUCUUGGAAAACGUUUGAAUCUUGGAGGAAAAAGAUUGAAUCUUGAGAAAUCAAGAAGGGUAAUUGUAAAAGCUUCAGCUUCAGCUUCAGCUUCUUCUCCUUCACCUGCAAUAGUUCCACAGCCUCCAUGGCAAGGUGCAGCAAUGAAGCCUUUGAUUGCUUCUAUAGCAACUGGGGUUAUCCUCUGGUUUAUCCCUGCACCUUCUGGUGUUACAAGAAAUGCAUGGCAGUUGUUGGCUAUCUUUCUUGCUACAAUUGUUGGGAUUAUUACUCAACCUUUACCUCUUGGUGCUGUUGCACUUAUGGGUCUUGGUGCUUGUGUAUUGACUAAAACUCUUACUUUUGCUGCUGCAUUCUCAGCUUUUGGUGAUCCAAUUCCAUGGUUAAUUGCUCUUGCAUUUUUCUUUGCAAGAGGGUUUAUUAAAACUGGAUUAGGUAAUAGGAUUGCUUAUCAGUUUGUGUCAUUGUUUGGUAGUUCUUCAUUGGGGUUAGGUUAUAGUUUGGUUUUCAGUGAAGCUCUUUUGGCUCCUGCUAUUCCUUCUGUUUCUGCAAGGGCUGGUGGGAUUUUUCUCCCAUUGGUUAAAUCACUUUGUGUGGCUUGUGGAAGUAAUGCAGGUGAUGGAACUGAACAUAAGUUGGGAUCUUGGUUGAUGCUUACUUGUUUUCAGACAUCUGUUAUUUCAUCCUCUAUGUUCUUGACAGCUAUGGCUGCUAAUCCAUUGAGUGCAAAUUUGACUCUAAGUACCAUUAAUCAGACAAUUGGGUGGAUGGAUUGGGCUAAGGCAGCUAUAGUUCCUGGUUUGGUGUCUUUGAUUGUGGUUCCAUUGUUAUUGUACAUCAUUUAUCCACCUUCAGUGAAGAGUAGUCCUGAUGCUCCUAGGUUGGCUAAGGAGAGGUUGGAAAAGAUGGGGCCAAUGUCUAAGAAUGAGAUUAUUAUGGCAGGAACUCUGCUUCUUACGGUUGGACUUUGGGUUUUUGGUGGCACAUUGAAGGUUGAUGCUGUUACUGCAGCAAUUCUUGGACUAUCUGUACUCCUUGUGACUGGGGUAGUUACAUGGAAGGAAUGCUUGGGUGAGGCUGUUGCUUGGGACACCCUUACUUGGUUUGCUGCAUUGAUUGCAAUGGCUGGCUAUCUGAACAAAUAUGGUCUCAUCUCUUGGUUUAGUGAGACCGUGGUCAAGGUCGUCGGUGGAUUAGGUCUUUCAUGGCAGUUGUCGUUUGGAAUUCUUGUUCUUCUGUACUUCUACUCCCACUACUUCUUUGCAAGUGGAGCUGCUCAUAUCGGAGCAAUGUUCACAGCAUUCUUAUCUGUUGCUAGUGCACUAGGUACUCCACCAUACUUGGGAGCGUUGGUGCUUUCAUUCCUCUCGAACCUUAUGGGUGGCAUUACUCACUAUGGAAUUGGAUCAGCCCCUGUAUUCUAUGGUGCAAACUAUGUCCCCCUCGCGAAAUGGUGGGGGUACGGGUUCGUAUGUUCUAUCGUCAACCUUAUUAUCUGGCUGGGUGUCGGAGGAAUUUGGUGGAAGGCCAUUGGCUUGUGGUAGAGUUGCUGGUUAAGAUGAUUUACAGUAGUUUACAAUACCUGUUACGAGCUCCUCAUAUGAUCUUGGCGUGGACCGUUGAGAUUAGUUUUCACUAUUCUUUUUUCUUGAAAUAAGUUUUGGUAAUUUUUUGGUGGAGACUUGUGUAGUUAAAGAAUGCUAGUAUGUAAAUUAGGUCCAUUUAUAUCUGAAGUUCAAGUUUUUACUGAAGUGUUUUUGACAUUGAAAACUUCAAAUUGUAAGAGCUGAGUGAUUAGGUCACUUCCAAUUCUUUUUA